AUGGUCUUCAAUCCACGUAUCUCAGCCGUUGAACAUUCUUCUACACCCGACCAACUCCUUUAUCCAUACCUCAUUGCUAGCGAUGCCAGUGCCACCUAUUCCUGGAAAUGCGAUGGUUCCCAGCCUACACUGCGUGGAAAGCUAUUGGGCAGUGGAGCAUUCACGCAACAUAUCAAUAUCGGUAUGGGCCGUGUGCUUAGCCUGGAUCGCGCACCGCAAGACAGCAAAACUGUCACCAUUUUAUAUAUCCAUGACCUAGAUUCCGGGGCACUGCUCGAUCGAAAGAUCCUCUUCCAAGCCAAUUCCAUUGGUGGAAUCGUAUCGGACGGUGAAUUUCUUGGUGAAUUUCAAGGAAAGAUCGCGGUUUUUUGGGCCACGCACACCACAGAACCAGGCGGACUGGUCGAAAUCCACACCAUUAGCGAGGAGGGGAAGUUCAAAUUUGAAGAGAUUCUCCAUCCACCUGCCGGUCUCGCAUCCAAAAUGUCGAAUCAGUUCGGGAAUACAUCUUCCUAUCUCCUACUUCAUUCGCCAAGGGGUCUCCUCGAAGUCGCCAGGGAUACCAAUUUCCCCACCGCCAUUCAAAUCACUCGAUGGUCAAAGAAUGCGCGUGAUGCCACAUACCGAACUAUCCCGUUCGCCUCACCAACCCGCCUUACCAACGAUUCACAGAAGAAAUGGUCGGCUAUCCACGGCUUUGUUACGCUCCCAGAAACAAACGCAUUUGCCCUCGCCAACUACGAGAGCUACCACGAAGGACAAGACCCGUGUCCUAGCACUGUCGUCCGGAGCAUCGAUGCGGACACCUUGAGAACGAAUUGGGAAGUCAUCGUCCAACAUCGGAGCGAAAAUAUCCGAUACAUUCCUCAUCUCAACGUCCUCCUAUCCUUCAGCUACGACGACAUCUUCAUCGUGGAUAUCGUGGAUGGAACUAUCAAGAACACCUAUGGCAUCCCACAGCUCCAGCGGCCUUGUGGUUCCGUCUGGGGUGCUCGCGGCGCGGACGCGAUAGACGUCACGGAGUCGGGGAAGGAACUAGGCGUCGUUUGCGGUGAUGGUCAGAUGUGCGUUAUACCUCUAGAGGCAUUCGUAGAGAGCGGGUUCCAAUGCGCGCUGAACGAAGAAGGAAAACUCAUCACCCGUCCUUUCCCUGACCUUCCGAUAUCCCGCCCGAAGAGUGACACCGAUAGGCAGAAGUGGGAGAAAGGACAUUGGGCCUGGGUUCGCAAUGUGUUUUUCGCCGAUCAGAUGGUCAUUUUGCAAGCGGGUGACCAAAACCCUCGUCCAGGUUUCGUUGUGGUAUCCUGGGACUAA
Messenger RNA from Cyclocybe aegerita, 1314 nucleotides. The record is from the annotation of a GenBank genome assembly. NCBI's taxonomy places the organism in Eukaryota, Fungi, Basidiomycota, Agaricomycetes, Agaricales, Hemipholiotaceae.